Caenorhabditis bovis is the source of this 1728-nucleotide messenger RNA. NCBI's taxonomy places the organism in Eukaryota, Metazoa, Nematoda, Chromadorea, Rhabditida, Rhabditidae. The record is from the annotation of a GenBank genome assembly.
AUGAAACUCCUCGUGCUUGUCGGGUUACUCGUUGUCGGCUCAUGUUUUGCCGAUGAGUUCGACGAUAAUAGAAUUCCAAUCGAGGAUGUGCUAAAUGAUCAUUCUUCUGGGAGAUUCAAGUACGAGUACGUGUCGAUUUGUGUCAAUCAAACUGAUGAAACGCUUCUUACUAUUAUUCACGAUAAAGAGUGCAAAGACGCCAAAUCGCGAGUGGCUCUCGGAAAAUAUUCGAACCAAAAUUUCAUAUGGGGAAUUUUGGAGAUUGAGACGUUUGCCAGCCACUCUUACGAUGUCCAGGCCUACGCUGCCGGCGUUGCCGAAGGGGAACUCACUCGCCUCCAAAUUUACUACCAUUAUCGAAACACAAUUGAAACGAUGUGCAAUAAUCAUACGAUUUUCUGCAAGAAGCUCUACAUUUAUUUGCAAAAGAAUCUCGAUUGGAUGCGUAGUCAAGUUCAAGCUCAUCCGCCGACUGACCCAUAUUGGCGUCACGUCAACUUGACAUUUGCUCAGCUCACUGGAAUUUACGAUGCUUACAUGAAGCGUAAUCUAACACCCGAGAUCGGAUUCGAUCUUCAUCCAAUCUACAUGAUGCAACUCGCCGGUGACAUGUUCGAUUUGAACAAAUUCCUGAAUAAGACGCCAGAUCCGCUCGAAUAUCCAGAUGCGGGACAUUGCUCGGGAUUCAUCAAAUUGGCGCCGGGAAACAAGGAUUUGUUCAUUUCGCACGUUUCGAUGUCGAGUCUCAGUUGGAUGCAGAGAAUUCUCAAGAUCUACAAAUUCGGAUAUGAUGUCAACGAAGUUCCUGGCCAUAUUGUUUCAUUCUCUGGUUAUCCUGGUGCACUCAUCUCAUCUGAUGACUAUACGUUGACUUCUGGAGGCCUUGUCUCCAUUGAAACUACGAUAGCCAUCUUCAACACAACUCUUUACACUUCAAGAUUUAUGAAACCACAAGGCCAAAUCCAUUGUUGGGUUCGAUCAUUCAUCUCGAAUGCUCUUUCCAAAUCUGGAAAACAAUGGGUUGAUAUAUUCGGAAGAUACAAUUCGGGGACCUAUAAUAAUCAGUGGACUGUGCUCGAUUAUAAACAUUUCACUCCGGAAAAAGAUCUUCCUGAUAAGGAUGUCGUUUGGAUUCUCGAGCAAACACCAGGAUAUGUGGAAUCGGCGGAUAUGACGUGGUAUUUGAAGCGAUUCUCUUAUUUCCCAUCAUACAAUAUCCCAUAUUUGACCAAAGUUAGCGAAAUUUCUGGAUUCGAUGAUAAGGCUCGUCAAUUCAAGUGGUACGAAUGGGGAGGUUCGCCAAGAGCACGAAUCUUUGAUCGUGACCAUCAUAAAGUCACUGAUAUGGAUUCCCUCACAAAGCUAAUGAGAUACAAUGACUAUACUCAUGAUGAAUUCGCUAGAUGCAAUUGCACACCAUUGCCAUAUACAGCAGAAGGUGGCAUUUCGGCAAGAGGUGAUUUGAACACACCCGGAGGCACCUAUGAAGUCGAGUCAAUGGGAUUCAGAGAUCACUCGGGAUUAGAUUUCAAGGGAACCAAUUACGAGAUGUUCAAAAAGUUGAGAUUCCGAGCCUGGGGUGGACCAACCUACGACCCGCUUCCUGUUUUUGACUGGAACCAUACCAACAUCACAAACGUCCGACAUUUUGGACAACCCGAUGUUUGGAAUUUCACAUAUGUUGAUCUGGAAUGGCAAUUGGCGACGAUGGUUCAAUUGAAGCCAUAA